Encephalitozoon cuniculi GB-M1 is the source of this 720-nucleotide messenger RNA. RefSeq lists its product as uncharacterized. NCBI's taxonomy places the organism in Eukaryota, Fungi, Microsporidia, Unikaryonidae. The record is from RefSeq and is marked provisional. Bases 1 to 720 code for a protein of 239 amino acids. The transcript has a single exon.
AUGAGCAACACGCACGUUCCAGAGCCACACGAAACUAAUGAACAGCGCCAUCCUACGAAUCAGUCCCGCUCGAAGGUAACUUACAACGGCCUCGCCUCGGUUAUAUCAGUUGCAUUGCCAAUAGCCAUGUAUUUCAUCUUCGACAAAGAUCGUUUCAAAGAGGACCCUUUACUCAGAUUCGCCACUAUACUCCUUCCAUUUUCAUACUCAGCAACGCAAUAUCUUUUUCUUCUCUACGCCAACUGGAAGUCGAACUACAAGCCGGAGGACACACUGCACAAGGCACUCUACUACUCUUUCAAUGCUCUCCUCAUCGCAUUUGCUACUAUCUCCAUUCUUUCGAUUGUCGCACUUCCUAUCGAUGGAUGGGGAAGUAGGAACGACAUAGUCAUCCACUCAGUGAUCCUUCCUUUCUUCGUUGUAUGGUCUGCCUACCUGACAUUUACAAUCAAUUGCCUCAUAAUGAAAACAAUCCGUCUCACAGACGUCAAUUUCUGCAUGCUUAUUGCCCUAAUGAUGAUGAUAAGAAUUAUAGUAGAGUUUAAAUCCUCGAACCGAGAAUACAGAUAUUAUAGACAAAUGCCGACACCCAUGUUUCGAGACACUUUCUUGCCUACCAUAAAGCGGAUGGUAUCUAUCCUUACCACCAUGCUCGUCCUUGCUACAUUUAUGUAUGCAUUCAUAGCAUGGAAAUGCCUAAUCUUCCUUAGAAACAUGUAG